This is a messenger RNA of Oldenlandia corymbosa var. corymbosa, 784 nucleotides long. Lineage: Eukaryota; Viridiplantae; Streptophyta; Magnoliopsida; Gentianales; Rubiaceae. The record is from the annotation of a GenBank genome assembly.
AUAGCAUUUCAUCAAACAUUUCAAAACUACUCAAAGAAAACAUUCAGUCUAAAACAUAGCAUUUUAUCAUGUCUCCUUCUUUGGCUAUCAAAGGUAACAAUGUUGAUCAUGAGAGCAACCCAGAAAUAGUAGAGAAAUGGUUCCAUGACCACAUUCAGCAUCAUGCAAAAUCUAAGCUCACCAAACUCCAUUUCUUUGUCCAUGACAACGUUACCGCCGACAAUCCUACGUCCGUUCUUAUAGCCCCAUCUAACACCAACAAUAGUGCGUCUAUCGCUUUCGGUUCAACCUACGCUAUGGAUGCUCCGAUCACUUUGGAUUCAGAUCCUAGUUCCGAACUCAUUGGUCGAGCCCAAGGUACAUUUACCUUUGCAGGUCAAGCUGAACCUGUCUUAUCUAUGGCUAUCAAUUUGGUGUUCACGGAAGGAGAUUUCAAGGGAAGUUCUCUAAGCAUUCUAGGGAAUAACCCAAUAUCUCAUGAUUACAGAGAAAUGCCAAUAUUGGGAGGUACCGGAGUAUUUUGCAUGGCUCGCGGGAUUGCCACAGUGGAUACAGUUACUGUUGACAUUGCAAAGCUGAAUGACAUUCUUGAGUACCAUGCCAUCAUUCAGCAUUACUGAUUCCCUGCAAAAUUGAUCCAUGGCUCUCAACUCAUAGUUGUGUUUUAAUUUUAUGCAUUUAUUACUAGUUAGCUACUCAAGUUUUCCUCUGGAAAAUUUUUCGCAAAGCCAUCUGUUUGAACGUAAUCGUUACUUGACGAAUUUCAUUUGUAAUCAUCUUCUCU